AUGGUUUCUGUAAGUAUUAUUCUAUUACUAGAAUGACUUAAGCAUUUGGGAGAUAAUUCGUUCGAAACGUAAUAAGAUGAAAAUUUACUAACGUGAAAAAUUAAGUACAUUAGAGCUCCAACCUACAAGACAGUUAAAACCAUUGCUGGUUUAAACUUGCCACUUAUUAAGCAAUACGCACCUAACUUGAUGCUCUGGGGAGGUGCUGCUGCUGCAGGUGUUGCUACUUUCACCGAAGGUAUCCCAUUAUUCAAGGAUACUUUCUACACUAAAAUUCCAUACUUUGGUCAACACUGGGUUUACAAUCCAGACCCAGAAGAAGUUCCUGUCUAA
Messenger RNA from Debaryomyces tyrocola, 333 nucleotides. The record is from the annotation of a GenBank genome assembly. Lineage: Eukaryota; Fungi; Ascomycota; Pichiomycetes; Serinales; Debaryomycetaceae.